Opisthorchis viverrini is the source of this 1140-nucleotide messenger RNA. RefSeq lists its product as hypothetical. Gene Ontology annotation, biological process: L-valine catabolic process. The record is from RefSeq and is a predicted model, not a curated record. NCBI's taxonomy places the organism in Eukaryota, Metazoa, Platyhelminthes, Trematoda, Opisthorchiida, Opisthorchiidae. Gene Ontology annotation, cellular component: mitochondrion. Gene Ontology annotation, molecular function: NADP binding; 3-hydroxyisobutyrate dehydrogenase activity; NAD binding. The coding region runs from base 1 to 1140 and encodes 379 amino acids. The transcript has 8 exons.
AUGGGGGUCACCGUGACCUCCUCUGCGCUUGGCUGGCGACAUUGUUACAAACCGUGUCUCAGUGUAUGGGGAUUUAUUCUCAUCAGUAAUAUCCUAUCAACCAGCUUUUGUUUUAUUGAGCUCAGCGUAAUGUUUUCCAUCGGUAGAAGCGUGCAAAGGACCACAUCCGUCGCAUGGUCUAUCAGAGUAUCUGUCAAGCUCAGAAAUGUGUCUACGGAUAAAACGGUUGGUUUCAUCGGAUUGGGACAAAUGGGCAGUCGUAUGGCGCUCAACUUGGCCAAGGCUGGUUAUAAUAUACAUGUAUAUGACAUAGCGAACACCCAGACGAACGAAUUCCGAAAACAAGCUACCCCAGAUCUUGCUAGUCGGAUUACAACCCGGGCUUCACUGGAAGAACUGAUGACUCCCAAUGCUCCUCAGACUAUAAUCACCAUGCUUCCUUCAAGCCCACAUGUGACACAAACCUAUGGAAGUGAAGCCGUCUUAGGCAUGGUUGCCCUCGCCAAACCAGGCACUUCGUUCAUCGACUGCACAACGGGAGAUCCGCACGUAGCCAAGGAAGUAGCCAAAUACGUGUGGACUAAGCAGUGCUCGUAUAUUGACGCCCCGGUGUCAGGAGGAGUCCCUUCUGCAGAACAAGCCACUCUGACGUUCAUGGUUGGAGGAUCCGAGGAGGCCUGUUCGCGCGCUAAACCUUUCCUCGAAUGCAUGGGUAAACGCAUAUUUCAUUGUGGGCCUGUUGGGGCGGGUUUGGCUGCAAAGAUCUGCAAUAACAUGUUGCUGGCCAUCUCUAUGGUCGGUGUGAGCGAAGCAAUGGAACUAGGUCGACGUUUAGGCCUUCGUCCUGAGAUGCUAACCGAAGUCAUCAAUGCCAGUAGUGGGCGAUGCUGGAGUUCGGAAGUGUACAAUCCAGUCCCUGGUGUACUUCCAAAUUCACCCGCUUCCAGAGGUUACUCCGGUGGCUUCAGUACUCGGCUGAUGACAAAGGAUCUUGGACUGGCACAAAGUGCAAGCACUGCAACACAAUGUCCGACUCCUCUUGGUUCUUUAGCUCAUCAAAUCUACCAGAAUAUGUGUCAGUAUGGAUUCGCUGAUCAAGAUUUCUCCGUAGUCUACCGUUAUUUAUCUAAGUCUUUGUGA